Humulus lupulus (European hop) is the source of this 1167-nucleotide messenger RNA. RefSeq lists its product as uncharacterized. The record is from RefSeq and is a predicted model, not a curated record. The transcript has a single exon. Bases 1 to 1167 code for a protein of 388 amino acids. NCBI's taxonomy places the organism in Eukaryota, Viridiplantae, Streptophyta, Magnoliopsida, Rosales, Cannabaceae.
AUGCGUAACAGAAGAGGAGCAGAUAGUCUUGUUCCUGUUAAUCCUGAAAUUGAGAAGGUUUUCAAACAAAACAGAAGAAACAAGAGGUUGGCUCGUCAGACUGUGGAGAUGGCACAGAAUGACAGGAAUAAUGAGGUUCCCGAGGUUGUUCAAGGUCAGGCUCAAAAUCCUGCUGCAAGGAGGCUAAGAGACUAUGUACUACCCACUAUUACGGGAGUACAAAACUGUAUAAGACCACCAGCUGUGGAGGCCAAUAAUUUUGAGAUUAAGUCGGUGAUCUUGCAAAUGGUGCAGUCCACUGUCCAAUUUGGUGGUUUUCCUUCUGAAGACCCCCAUAUGCACUUGGCGAUUUUCUUGGAGUUGUGUGAUACCUUUAAGUAUAAUGGGGUGAGCGACGAUGCAAUCAAGUUGAGGCUAUUCCCAUUUGCGCUGCGGGAAAGAGAUAAGAGUUGGUUGAACUACCUUCAAUCCAAUUUGAUAAAUACUUGGGAGGAUUUAGCUCAGAAAUUCCUUGCAAAGUUCUUUCCUCCAUCAAAAGUUGCUAAAUUGAGAGGAAAGAUUAAUAAUUUUUAUCAGCUAGAUGGUGAAUCUUUGUAUGGCUCUUGGGAAAGGUUCAAGGAGCUAUUGAGAAAAUGUCCUCAUCAUGGUAUAGAAAAGUGGAUGUUGGUCCACAAUAUUUACAACGGGUUGUGUGGUACAACGAGAACAAUUAUUGAUGCUGCAGCUGGUGAGGCAUUCAUGAGUAAGAGUGCCAAUGAAGCUUAUGAAUUGCUAGAGGACAUGGCCACAAAAAAUCAUCAUUGGUCUGAUGAGAGGUCAUCUGGGGUUAGAAAGGUAGCUGGGGUACAUGAACUUGACGCAAUUAAUGCUCUUACAGCACAAGUAGCCUCGUUGACAAAACAAUUGCAGCAAAAUAUUGUGUCUACUAGUGCAAUUCAGAUGGCAGCUAGGUGUGAAAUUUGUGGUGGUUCUCACUUUUUUUAUCAGUGUCCUGCAAGUAAUAAUAACAUUCCUAUGGACCAAACUCAGGUUCAAGCUGUGGGAAAUUUUCAGAGGCCAUUCAACAAUCCAUUCUCCAACACUUAUAAUGCUGGGUGGAGAAAUCACCCCAACUUUUCUUGGAGAAACAAUCAGGGCCAGCAACCUCAGUUUCAGGGCCAGUUUUAG